AUGAAGAGGUCUACUAUCUCAACCGUGACGUUUUCCGUCGCCGUCGCCAUUACCUUCAUCGUCUUCUUCUUCCUCCUUCCGUUUUCAACCACCGCUUUAGGCUCAGGCUCAACUUACGCCGUCGUCUACGGCUUAGACACCGUCUGCGCUUUAAUCUCCGGCGAACCUACCCAGCGUAUCCUCUGUUACAACACGCGUCUCCGCACAAACUUCACUCUAAAUCCCGACGUCUCCUUCUCCUCAAUCGCCGCCGGGGAUAAUUUCCUCUGCGGUAUACGCUCCGGUGGAUACAGCCUUCUCUGUUGGGACAACAUCGGAAGCUACUCUCUGGACCCUAAACGAAUCUACCUAAACGACACCGUUUUGCUCGAGAAUCUCUCCAUCGGCGACACCCAAAUCUGCGCCACCGUGAACGGCACAAACACCGUGAAAUGCUGGAGAAGUGAGAGAACCGAUCAAUCGACGCCGAUUAACGAAGGAUUCCGGUCGAUUUCUUCCGGCGUCGGUUUCUCAUGCGGCGUAUCGAUUCGAAAUCAACGAGUCUUAUGCUGGGGAAGAGAUCCGGUUAAAUCGGGUCGGAUCCAAACCGGAUUCGGUAACACGACGAUGGUGAGUAUAUUCGCAGGUGAAUCACACGCUUGUGGAUUCAAUUCUACUGGGAAUUUGAUUUGCAUCGGAAACAAUGAAUCUGGGCAGCUUAAUGUUCCUUCGAAUCAACCUAACGAGUAUUCGAAGCUCUCUCUCGGAUCGAAUUUCACUUGCGCCACGAGAAACUCCAACGGUUCUGUGAUUUGCUGGGGAGGAGAUGCAGAGAGAUUCAACAAUGUCACUGACCGGAUCUCCUUCGAGUCGGUUUCUUCCGGUUUGGAGUUAAUCUGCGGUUUGAUCUCCGGUAAUCUCUCCGUCAUGUGCUGGAAUCCUUCGAAUUUCUCGAGAGUUUUCCUUCCUUUCCCGGAGAUUUUACCAGGUCCUUGCGUUGAAUCAUCAUCUCUUUGCCCUUGUGGUGUGUUUCCUCAAUCCGAUAAGCUCUGUUCCGGUUCUGGUUCGAUCUGUAAAUCAUGCCCGGUUCCGGUUACGAGUCCUCCGGCUCAAUUUCUCCUUCCGCCGCCGGCUACUUCGUCUCCUCGGUCGAAAGCUUUAACCGGAGGAUUAUUAGCGUUUGCGAUUGUUGGAUCAGUAGGAGCAUUUGCAGGGAUUUGUAGUGUGGUUUACUGUUUAUGGACUGGAGUUUGCUUGGGGAAGAAGAAAGUUCAUAACUCUGUUCAACCGACGAUAACUCGCGGCGGGUCGAAUAGCCGGUCGAACAGCUCGCCGCUUUCUCGGUCCUUAACCAUUAGGCGUCAAGGCUCGACGAGGAUGCUUUCGAUGAGAAGACAAAGAAGCGGAACAUCAUCGAUGAAACACGCCGAUAAAGCCGAAGAAUUCUCCUUUUCCGAACUCGCUUCCGCCACCGGAAACUUCUCUUUAGAAAACAAAAUCGGUUCGGGGAGCUUCGGUGUUGUUUACAGAGGAAAACUCAACGACGGGAGAGAAGUCGCGAUAAAACGCGGCGAAGUAAGCGCGAAAAUGAAGAAGUUUCAAGAGAAAGAAACCGCGUUUGAUUCGGAAAUCGCGUUCCUAUCGAGGCUUCACCAUAAACAUUUGGUGAGACUCGUCGGAUACUGCGAAGAAAGAGAAGAGAGGCUUCUUGUUUACGAUUACAUGAAGAACGGCGCGCUCUACGAUCAUCUACACGACAAGAAAAACGUCGAAAAACAUAGUAGUUUGAUCAAUUCUUGGAAAAUGCGGAUCAAAAUCGCGUUAGACGCGGCUAGAGGAAUCGAGUAUCUACACAAUUACGCGGUUCCACCGAUUAUUCACAGAGAUAUCAAGUCAUCAAACAUACUGCUCGACUCGAAUUGGGUCGCUAGAGUUUCGGAUUUCGGGUUAUCUUUAAUGGGUCCAGAGUUAGGGAAAGAUCAUCAUCACCGUCCGACGAAAGCUGCGGGAACGGUCGGAUACAUUGAUCCAGAGUAUUACAGUCUCAAUGUUUUAACGGACAAGAGUGAUGUGUACGGACUAGGAGUUGUGUUGUUAGAACUAUUGACUGGUAAAAGAGCGAUUUUUAAAAACGGUGGUGAUGUUGAAGAAGGUUGUGUUCCGGUGCAUUUGGUGGAUCACUCGGUCCCGGCGAUUAUGGCUGAUGAAUUGGGUCGGAUAUUGGAUCAGAGAGUUGGUUCGCCGGAGUUAGGGGAAGGUGAUGCGGUGGAGCUAGUGGCUUAUACGGCGAUGCAUUGUGUGAAUUCGGAGGGGAGAAAUCGGCCGACUAUGACUGAUAUAGUUGGGAAUUUGGAGAGAGCAUUGGAUUUGUGUGGAGAUAGUCAUGGGAGUAUCUCUAGUGGCAUUUGCUCUAUUGUCUCUGAUAGAGAUUAA
Arabis nemorensis is the source of this 2412-nucleotide messenger RNA. The record is from the annotation of a GenBank genome assembly. Lineage: Eukaryota; Viridiplantae; Streptophyta; Magnoliopsida; Brassicales; Brassicaceae.